This is a messenger RNA of Eremothecium sinecaudum, 1680 nucleotides long. It is a transcript of the gene ITR1, whose product is annotated as myo-inositol transporter ITR1. The transcript has a single exon. Gene Ontology annotation, cellular component: membrane. Lineage: Eukaryota; Fungi; Ascomycota; Saccharomycetes; Saccharomycetales; Saccharomycetaceae. Bases 1 to 1680 code for a protein of 559 amino acids. Gene Ontology annotation, biological process: transmembrane transport. Gene Ontology annotation, molecular function: myo-inositol:proton symporter activity. The record is from RefSeq and is a predicted model, not a curated record.
AUGAAUAGUAAUAAAGAAAUACCGUUAGAACUUGCUACGACAAGUCAGGAUGCUUCGUCCGAAACGGACAAGAUCAUAUUAAAGCCUGUUAACGACGAAGAUGAUACUUCGCUGUUGAUAGCGUUCAAUCAGAGGGUUUCUUCCUUCAUUAUAAUGUUAACAUUUAUUGCAUCGAUAUCAGGGUAUAUGUUUGGUUAUGAUACGGGUUAUAUAUCUAGUGCUCUGGUUUCUAUUGGUACUGAUUUAGGGCGGGAGUUAACAUAUAAGGAUAAAGAGCUCAUUACUGGCGCGACGUCGUUAGGAGCUCUAAUUUCCGCAAUUUGUGCGGGGGUGAUGGCAGACAUCUACGGCCGUAAGCCAUGCAUUAUGUUUUCUAAUGUUAUGUUUCUUAUUGGAGCAGUGUUACAAGUAGCUGCCUCGAACUUCUGGCAGAUGGUCGUAGGACGGUUAAUUAUGGGAUUCGGUGUUGGCAUAGGUUCCCUACUAUCUCCAUUGUAUAUCGGUGAAAUCGCUCCAAAAAUGAUUCGCGGUCGUUUGGUGGUGAUCAACUCGCUUUGGUUGACUGGAGGUCAGUUGAUAGCGUACGCCUGUGGUGCUGCAUUAAGUCAUGUAACACAUGGUUGGAGGAUACUUGUGGGGCUCUCCAUUUUGCCUACCUUAAUCCAAUUUGUAUGCUUUAUCUUCGUGCCGGACACGCCGCGUUACUACGUAAUGAAGGGGAGGUUGGAUAAAGCUGCGGAGGUUCUACAGAGGAGUUACAGUGGUGCGGAUAGUGACCUAAUCGAAAGAAAAAUCCAGGAAUUAGUGGAACUAAACAGGACUAUCCCUGGUGAUACCGUGCCUAAGAAGGUUUGGAACACCGUAAAAGAACUUCACACCGUGCCCGCAAACUUCCAUGCAUUAGUGCUUGGAUGUGGUUUACAAGCUGUACAACAGUUCUGUGGUUGGAAUGCGUUAAUGUACUUUUCUGGGACGAUCUUUGAAACAGUAGGCUUUUCAAACCCUACUGCCGUGUCCAUGAUUGUCGCUGCCACGAACUUUCUUUUUACACUGUGUGCAUUCUUUGCAAUCGACAAGCUUGGCCGCCGUAUUAUUUUACUAAUCGGGUUACCUGGAAUGACUGUUUCGUUGGUAAUGUGCGCAGUUGCUUUCAAGUAUAUUGAUAUUGAUUUCUUGGGCGGUGGUAAGACCGUUGUGAAUGGCGGUGGUUUUACUUCAUGGGGAAUCGUUAUUAUUGUUUUCAUUAUUUCGUACGCGUCUUUCUAUGCUUUAGGCAUUGGUACCGUUCCUUGGCAACAAUCCGAAUUGUUCCCUCAGGCUGUUAGAGGUAUAGGUACUUCUUAUUCGACAGCUACCAACUGGGUUGGUUCUCUAGUGGUGGCUUCAACAUUCUUGACUAUGUUGGAAAAAAUCACCCCUACUGGCACCUUUUUGGUCUUCACUGGCAUAUCUGUCUUGUCUUUUAUUUUCAUUUACUUAUGUUACCCUGAGCUAUCUGGUCUAGAACUAGAAGAAGUUCAGUUUAUUCUAAAGGACGGCUUCAAUAUUAAAGCUUCAAAAGAGCUUGCAAAGAAGAGAAAACGUCAAACUGCAGAAAAGCUGAAGGCUGCUCACGAUAAUGACCUGGAGUUAUAUCAAAAGAACUCUUCCAUAGUAAAAAUAUUGGAAAGAGAAAAUUAA